CACUGUCAGUGUGGCAGCGCCUGGCUCCCUAUUCUGGAGACUGAAGUCUGAAGGUUUCCUUGUGUCUGGCACCUUCACAGGCUUCAGGAGGGAAGUCUCUGCUCCUCAAACGUCCGCGACUUGCAACCACCGCAGCGCCAUUGCAGAAGUGCUAGUCUGUACCAUGUGGAGUUGUGCUGUACGGAAGUCAUGGCACAUGGCGCCUUUGGCCGCUCAGACUGCAGAAAGAAGCAUUCUGAAGCGGGUGCCCUUUUUGCAAUUGCCGCAGGUUCUUCCAAUUGGGUCUUCAAGCUGGACAGUCCGGAGGACACUGGGAAGCAAGAGUGGCAGCGGAGCACGGGGGGCCGGGAAGAGCUUGUGGUUGGAGGAUGCUGAUCCGCAGGAAAACGAGCAGCAGGGGCAGGAUCAGCGCAGAGGGGCUGGCGGCGGUUGGAAUGAUAACGGUCGUAGUGGUGCUUACUCUGAACGUCCAACCAGACGGACCAACAAUGACUGGAAUGCUGACGGUGGUGCUCGUUCUUUUAGAACAUAUGGGGCAGAGAAAGACCUGAAUACAGGUUCGCGACCACCACGCAAAGAGUACAUUGACGAAUGGGGACAAGUGGACGACCGGGAGACCGCGCCGGGGCCCAGCGAUCGUACGGGGGGCAGGGCCAGCACGUCAUACAAUCGUAGCAGCGACUCACGUGGAGGUGGUGCCAGGCGGCGCUCACAGACGGCAGAGUGGGAUGGAGAAUGGGGCGAGUACCUGGACAAGGUUGAGAGGAGGAGGCCGGCAGGCAAGCAAGGGCAGGAGGAAAUGGAGGAUUACAUGGCAGAGGAGGGGUACACGAGGCAGAGGCGAGACUUUGCCAGUGAGCCAGGGGCUCCAAUGUGGGACGAUGCUGAUGGUGGUGGUGGUGGUGGUGGCAACCAGUACGGAAGGAGGCCAGCGGGGCAGCAAGGGGGCAGAGACAGGAUGAGGCCAGGAAUCAGUAAGUACAACGAGCGAGGGAGGAGGGGCGGGGAGCAGCGGUCUGCGAGUAGCAGGAGGGACGUCAGCGGUGGUGGUGGUGGUGCGGCGAGCAGAAGCCAGGGGCAGUACGCAGAGCCAGAGCGGCAGGCUUGGGGCGGUGAGAAUGAAUGGGGCAGGCAGGACUACCGCAGGGGGCGGGGGCGCCCUGGGGAGGAGGAGGAAGUGGGUCCUCUAGUGCGGGGGGGCAUUGAGCUGAGCGGCGAGGUGCUGUAUGGGGUUGCGCCAGUGCAUGCGGCCAUCCGCGCGGGCAGGCGCGAGCUGUUCACGCUGUAUGUGCAGGAGAACCUGCGGCCGCGCAAGAAGGGCGACAAGGCCGCGGUUGAACGCAUCAAACAGGAGGCUCAGGCAGCGGGCGCGGCGCUCCGAGAGGCGUCAAAGCACACGCUCAACCUAUUGGCAGACAACCGGCCCCAUCAGGGGCUGGUUCUCGACGCUGCCCCCCUUGGCUUCACUGGGCUGGACGAGCUGCCCCCCCCGCCAGCCGAGGCGGCCCCCUCAGCGGCUGCCCCCGUGUGGGUGGCGCUGGACGAGGUGGUGGAUCCCCAGAACUUUGGCGCGGUGCUGCGGUCCGCCUACUUCCUCGGGGCCGCCGGCGUGCUCACGUGCGCCAGGAACUCCUCGCCACUCACGGCGGUGGUGAGCAAGGCGAGCGCGGGCGCCGCGGAGGCGCUGGAGGUGUUCAGCUGCGACAACAUGCCCACCACUCUCGAGCUGGCGGUGCAGGACGGCUGGCGGGUGCUGGGGGCCAGCGCAGACCCAGAUGCGCCACUUAUCACGGAACUGCCCAAAGGGGUCCCCUCCAUUAUUGUGCUAGGCAACGAGGGCGUUGGCCUUCGGACGAACGUUCGUCGAGCAUGUUCUGGGUUCGUUCGGAUAGCCGGCAAGGGCACGGCCUUUCCCAUCCUAGAUGCUUCCGUUCAGAACGAUAGAGAUGAGGUCGACGUAGUUCAAGGCGAGGGUGAUGACGACGGCGAUGGGAGCGACGACGAAGGAAUCCACGAGCGACUGGCUGACAGGCGCGGGGAUGUGGUGGUAGAUUCAUUGAAUGUGAGCGUGGCAGCCGGCAUCCUGCUCCACGAACUGCUGGCGCCCCGCCCACUUGCCAGCGUGCAAUCCAAGGUCGGGGCUGGAGCGCAAGUCGAGGAAACGAAGCAGCCAGACGAUGUGCUGGCGCAAUUGCUGAGUAGCCAAAGUUCAUGAGCCCCGGGGUUGCCAUUCAGUACUCUUUGAAGAGGUUAUUUCCAUACUUUAGUCGGCUCCCUUAAUCUUUCAUCUAGCACCGUGACGAAGUGCUUUUGGAAUCUACUACCGCAUAGGUGCAAACAAGCAAGAUCAAGACUGAAUUUGGAGGUGAUCAUCGAUGUCCCAAUCAGUUCCGAGCUUUGGCCUG
This is a messenger RNA of Klebsormidium nitens, 2405 nucleotides long. The record is from the annotation of a GenBank genome assembly. NCBI's taxonomy places the organism in Eukaryota, Viridiplantae, Streptophyta, Klebsormidiophyceae, Klebsormidiales, Klebsormidiaceae.